AUGAGCAGUUACAGGCAUUUCAUUCUCCCAGCCCGGGCCCCACCGACAGCCAGCCUUGGUCCCACUGACAGCCAGCCCGGGCCCCACCGACAGCCAGCCUUGGUCCCACUGACAGCCAGCCCGGGCCCCACCGACAGCCAGCCCGGGCCCCACCGACAGCCAGCCUUGGCCCCAACGACAGCCAGCCCGGGCCCCACCGACAGCCAGCCCGGGCCCCACCGACAGCCAGCCCGGGCCCCACCGACAGCCAGCCCGGGCCCCACCGACAGCCAGCCCGGGCCCCCACCGACAGCCAGCCUUGGUCCCACUGACAGCCAGCCCGGGCCCCACCGACAGCCAGCCCGGGCCCCACCGACAGCCAGCCUUGGCCCCACCGACAGCCAGCCUUGGCCCCAACGACAGCCAGGCCGGGAUCAACAACAGCCAGCCCGGGAUCAACAACAGCCACCACGGCCCCACCGACAGCCAGCCCGGGACCCACCGACAGCCAGCACAGCCCCACUGACAGCCAGCCCGGGACCCACCGACAUACAGCCAGGGACCCACCGACAGCCAGCCUUGGCCCCAACGACAGCCAGCCCGGGAUCAACAACAGCCAGCACGGCCCCACCGACAGCCAGCCCGGGACCCACCGACAGCCAGCCCGGGACCCAACGACAGCCAGCCUUGGCCCCACCGACAGCCAGCCCGGGACCCACCGACAGCCAGCCAGGGACCCACCGACAGCCAGCCCGGGGCCCACCGACAGCCAGCCUUGGCCCCACCGACAGCCAGCCCGGGCCCCACCGACAGCCAGCCCGGGCCCCACCGACAGCCAGCCCGGGCCCCACCGACAGCCAGCCCGGGACCCACCGACAGCCAGGCAGGCCAUUCCAACAGAAUAUCAUGAAUCUCAUCUAU
Molecule: messenger RNA, 900 nt
Organism: Oncorhynchus kisutch (coho salmon)
Lineage: Eukaryota; Metazoa; Chordata; Actinopteri; Salmoniformes; Salmonidae
Product: basic proline-rich protein-like
Exons: 1
Source: RefSeq, a predicted model, not a curated record